Aureobasidium subglaciale EXF-2481 is the source of this 2224-nucleotide messenger RNA. RefSeq lists its product as uncharacterized. The transcript is spliced from 6 exons. Lineage: Eukaryota; Fungi; Ascomycota; Dothideomycetes; Dothideales; Saccotheciaceae. The coding region runs from base 34 to 1812 and encodes 592 amino acids. Gene Ontology annotation, cellular component: plasma membrane. Gene Ontology annotation, molecular function: sodium:proton antiporter activity. The record is from RefSeq and is a predicted model, not a curated record. Gene Ontology annotation, biological process: sodium ion export across plasma membrane; proton export across plasma membrane; regulation of membrane potential.
UAUUGCGUAGACGCGUAUCAACUCCUGUAAAGCAUGCCUACGCUCUCCGUGGUGAACUUCAACAUCGUCUGCGCUACACUGGGAGGCUUCAUCACUCUGUUCGGACUGGUGUCGUAUCUGCUAAAGGAAAAGUACUAUCUUUCCGAGGCUUUAAUAUCUUUGGUCGGCGGUUUGAUCUUCUCGCCUCACGCGGCCAACCUCAUACGUCCGCUCGAUUAUGCUCAGGGAAAUGCAGAGGAUCUCGAGACGAUAACUCUCUACUUCACCAGACUGGUGUUGGGUGUCCAACUGGUUCUGGCCGGUGUUCAGCUACCCAGCAAGUAUCUCAAACAAGAAUGGAGACCUUUGGCUUUGCUUUUAGGCCCAGGAAUGUGUGUAAUGUGGCUGGUCACUAGUCUCUUGGUCUGGGCGUUGGUGCCUGAUAUUAACUUCUUGUUCGCGUUGGCCUUGGGAGCCUGCGUUACUCCUACUGAUCCCGUCUUGAGCAACAGUAUUGUCAAAGGCAAAUUUGCCGACAAGAACAUUCCCAGAGACCUCCAAAGAAUCAUUAUCGCCGAGUCUGGGGCAAACGACGGCCUUGGGUAUCCUUUCCUGUUUCUUCCAUUGUACUUGAUCAAAUACGUUGGUCAUCCCGAGUUAUCAGCUCACCAUGGUGCUUCGAAAGCAAUCGGCCUGUGGUUUGGCGAGACAUGGGGCUAUACGAUUAUUCUCAGCGUCGUGUACGGUGCUGUCGUUGGAUAUCUCGCAAAAGAACUGCUUCACUGGGCAGAAGAGAAAAAAUAUGUGGACAGAGAAAGUUUCCUCGUCUUCGCCAUCACACUCGCUCUGUUCAUCGUCGGAACGGUCGGCAUGAUUGGCUCUGACGAUGUGCUUGCCUGUUUCAUCGCCGGAAACGUCUUCACUUGGGACGACUGGUUCCGUCUGGAGACUCUCGAUGACUCUCUGCAGCCUACUAUCGACAUGUUACUUAACGUAUCGAUCUUCAUCUGGUUUGGUGCAGUCACGCCCUGGUAUCAGUUUGCCCACAACAAUGUGAUCCCGCUCUAUCGACUCAUUCCCCUAGGAAUACUGGUGUUGCUCCUACGUCGACUUCCUAUCGUCUAUGCUAUGCACAAGAAGAUACGACAGAUUGAGGAACCUCGCCAGGCCCUUGUUGUAGGCUUUUUUGGUCCGAUAGGAGUCAGUGCGGUCUUUUACCUCUACAUCAGUCGAGAGUUCCUGCGCGGCAUCACCAACGAGGCAGGUGUGGUUCGAGAGGAUGCAGAACGUUUAUCUGAGAUUAUGCUGGUUGUUAUCUGGUUCCUAGCAAUUUGCAGCAUUGUCGUGCACGGCAUCAGUAUUCCCCUUGGCAAACUUGGAUUCUAUCUCCCAAGAACAAUAUCGGCCGCAGUCUCGACCGAACGACUUUCUCGUAGAUCCACGGAGGAACCCACACCCAUCGGCGAGGACACGCUCUCUGGGGACUCUACUUUGGCCAGUCGCUUCCGUCGCUACAAGGCAGACACGUCCGGCAACAGCUCGUCUCUUCCUCGUUCUUUCUACCGUCUGGGCAGGAGCAUGGUAUCGGACCUGCACAAAGGACACCAGCAAGCCACCGCCUCAAAUAAUUUAGCCUCCACCAAAGACGCCAGCAACAGAAAUAUUUCCGGACCCUCGAACCCUCGCCCUCUUGGUAAAACUGUGGUCAAAGACACGGACCGCAAUUCUCCACUGGGCGCCACACCCAUAUCAGACCGGUCCAGCUCACCUCCACCUCUAAACAGGACUAUCCGUUUUCCUGAUGAGAGCCCCAGUGUUGCCAACUGUUCCUGACUCUAACAAUAAUCUGACCACAUCGAUCUAGCGAGCCCAUGUCGUUGAGCGCGUACUGACUGUGCAUCUAUACUAGUUCUUAUUUUGUUUAUAUAGACCGCUUAGCCUAUCGAACUACUACCGUUCCUGUCCAGCAAACCCAGUAGUCUUACAUGAGUUGACAUGACAGUGGAUAAGAACGCGUGAGGGGUAGAGUGGAUAAGCCCAACAUGUUCGUGUCUUUGGUCUGCUAGUCUCUCGGAAUCACCUCCGAAAAAGACGUUUUAGCUCGCAGUUUGCAAGACUAUUUUCUUUCUAUCGAUUGCUCUCUAGCUGCUGUUUCUUCUCCCCCUAAUGCGAUACUUCUGCUGCGCCGAAUCCUUGGUCUUUUGAUCGGUGAUGUAUUUAGAUUGAUGCGCAUGUGCGUAAGCUG